Messenger RNA from Daucus carota subsp. sativus, 1198 nucleotides. RefSeq lists its product as uncharacterized. NCBI's taxonomy places the organism in Eukaryota, Viridiplantae, Streptophyta, Magnoliopsida, Apiales, Apiaceae. Bases 191 to 1021 code for a protein of 276 amino acids. The transcript is spliced from 5 exons. The record is from RefSeq and is a predicted model, not a curated record.
GGAACCACUAAAAUCCAAUUAACACAAAAAAAUCUAAGGAAAGCGUACCUACCUACAGUUUCCUUCUCCGCCUUUUCUUCCUCCAUUUCCGCACUAUACGCACACACCUUCGCACCUAUAUCUAUACUAUACACACACAAACACACAUAUACGCGCACAAGUUUACACAGAUUUUGCGGCGAAAUUUUAGAUGGAUUCUCUGAGUGCUUCAGUGGCACCGUCGAUCGUUUUUCUGGCGGCAAAUCAUCAUCAUCACCGGCGGCGAAUUAGUUCCAUCCCCGGAGCUAUCUCUAGUUACAGCGAUCGCCGGUUUCAGUGUUUAUCGAAACAUCGGAGAAGGAGAAGAGUGGAAGUUUGGUGUAAAUUGAGCAACCAAGGAGAUGUUGAUAGAGAAAAAGAUGAAGAUAAAAAUGAUGAUGAGGAGGAUGAGGAGGUGAAGAAAGCUCUUCAAUUGGACGGCACGAUUCCGAGUACUUCGGAUGAGUUCGUGAAGCAGGUGUCGUCUCGUGCGUAUGAUAUGCGGAGACAUCUUCAACAAUCUUUUGAUUCCAGUAGCUAUGAUGUACUGGAGUCUAACCCAUGGAGGGACACUUCAAAACCCGUUUAUGUUUUAACCCAGAGAGAAAACCAGUUAUGCACAAUGAAAACACGAAGAAAUCGCAGUGAAGUUGAAAGCGAGCUAAGUAAAUUAUUUUCCAAAGGAGGAAAGUGGAGAAACCAGGCCAAGCAGUCUGGGAAAACCACAAAGUUUCAGAUGCUUGUUGAGGACAUCAGUGAUGGAGUGCUUGUGUUUGAAGAUGAGAAUGAGGCUGAAAAAUACUGCGAUUUAAUGCAAGGAGGAGGUCAAGGUUGUGAAGGUGUUGCAGAAAUUGAAGCCUCCUCUGUAUUUGAUCUUUGCCAGAAGAUGAGGGCUCUUGCUGUCCUCUUCCGCAGAGGGAGGACCCCUCCCAUGCCCGAAAACCUGAAGCUCAAUUUGAGAGCACGGAAGCGGUCACUUGAGGACCAAGAUGGUUUAAAAUGAAGAACUGCUGCUGAAACUGGAACAUAGGGAAAUCUAAGAAAUGCUGAUAUAGAACACUAUACUACUAGUAUACUGUAUAUAAUUUGAUUUAGGACCUUAUACAUAAAAGAAUUAUUGAUUACCCGUAGUACAUACUUAAUCAAAAGGCUACUUGGGUGGAGUGGUGCGUUUCUUUCA